This is a messenger RNA of Ailuropoda melanoleuca (giant panda), 2956 nucleotides long. It is a transcript of the gene BLK, whose product is annotated as BLK proto-oncogene, Src family tyrosine kinase. Gene Ontology annotation, molecular function: protein tyrosine kinase activity; ATP binding; protein binding. Bases 368 to 1957 code for a protein of 529 amino acids. Gene Ontology annotation, biological process: protein phosphorylation. The transcript has 13 exons. The record is from RefSeq and is a predicted model, not a curated record. NCBI's taxonomy places the organism in Eukaryota, Metazoa, Chordata, Mammalia, Carnivora, Ursidae.
AACCAAUGUGGCCCGGGGCCUGAGAAAGACCAGCUGCUUGUGGUCCUUCCACUCAGGCUUUUCUGGGUCAGCUGUGCCCACUGGACCCAGUGAACCCACAGAAGCCUUCAAAGUGCUCUGUGGGAGGGGCGGGGUUCCUUGGGGGAAGCUGCUGAAGUUCUGACCACAGACGGGGGAGCCUGCCACCUCUGCGUGGUGCUUGCCGUCAGCAGGAAGCUACGAGCUACAGAACCGAUUGAGACAACCAGGAUGGGCUUUUUCUUUGGGAUUGUAUCUGGUGUUGCUGGUUAUCGCUAGAAGGCAGCUGCAUCACAAGGGCUCUGGGGUUGAAAAAGCUAUGGUGACAAGCUACUGAUCAUUAUCAAGGAUGGGAGUGGUGAGCAGCAAAAAGCAAGUGAAGGAGAAGAGUAAGGGCCGAAGGAGUCCUGUGAAGGUCAGCACCCAGAGCAAAGACCCCCCACCACUGCCACCCCUGGUCCUGUUUAACCACCUGGCCCCUGCACCUCCGGACACAUGCCCAGACAAAGAGGAGCAUUUCGUGGUGGCCCUGUACGACUACAGCUCAGUGAAUGACAGGGACCUGCAGAUGCUGAAGGGAGAGAAGCUGCAGAUACUGAAGGAAGUUGGAGACUGGUGGUUGGCCAGGUCUCUCAUAACCGGAAGAGAAGGCUACGUGCCCAGCAACUUUGUGGCCCGAGUGGAGACCCUGGAAGUGGAAAAAUGGUUCUUUAGAUCAAUUAGCCGGAAGGAUGCUGAGAGGCAGCUUCUGGCUCCAAUCAAUAAGGCGGGCUCCUUUCUUAUCAGAGAGAGUGAAACCAACAAAGGUGCCUUUUCCUUGACUGUGAAGGAUGUGACCACCCAGGGAGAGAUGAUCAAACACUACAAGAUCCGCUCCCUGGAUGAAGGGGGCUAUUACAUCUCCCCCCGCAUCACCUUCCCUACUCUCCAAGCUCUGGUGCAGCAUUAUUCUCAGAAAGGGGAUGGUUUAUGCCAGAGGCUGACCCAACCCUGUGUGAGCCUGGCUCCUCAAAACCCCUGGGCCCAGGAUGAGUGGGAAAUCCCCCGGCAGUCUCUCAAGCUGGUCAGGAAACUCGGGUCUGGGCAGUUUGGUGAAGUCUGGAUGGGUUAUUUCAAGAACAACGUGAAAGUGGCCAUCAAGACCUUAAAGGAGGGAACCAUGUCUCCAGAGGCCUUCCUGGCAGAGGCCAACCUGAUGAAAACUCUCCAGCAUGAGAGGCUAGUUCGUCUCUAUGCCGUGGUCACCAAGGAACCCAUUUACAUCGUGACCGAGUACAUGGCCAGAGGCGGGGAGCAGCCCACACCUGGGAGAGUCUGGCACAGCUGGGCUUGGAUCGUUUUGCAGAAGAGCAGAUGCACUUCUCUUUCCUUAGGAUGCUUACUGGAUUUCCUGAAGACAGAUGAAGGUAGCAGAUUGUCCCUCCCACGACUGAUCGACAUGUCAGCCCAGAUUGCCGAAGGAAUGGCGUAUAUCGAGCAAAUGAAUUCAAUCCACCGUGACCUGAGGGCGGCCAACAUCCUGGUGUCUGAGACCCUGUGCUGCAAGAUCGCUGACUUCGGCUUGGCCCGCAUCAUUGACAAUGAAUACACUGCCCAAGAAGGGGCCAAGUUCCCCAUCAAGUGGACUGCCCCAGAGGCCAUCCAUUUUGGGGUGUUCACCAUCAAAGCAGACGUGUGGUCAUUUGGAAUCCUCCUGAUGGAAAUCGUCACUUAUGGGCGUGUACCCUACCCAGGAAUGAGCAACCCCGAGGUCAUCCGCAGCCUGGAGCGGGGCUACCGCAUGCCACGCCCCGACUCGUGCCCGCCCGAGCUGUACCGCGGUGUCAUCGCCGAGUGCUGGCGGAGCCGGCCGGAGGACCGGCCCACCUUCGAGUUCCUGCAGUCUGUGCUCGAGGACUUCCACACGGCCACCGAGGAGCAGUAUGAGCUGCAGCCCUAGGCCCUGGCGCGGGGACACGGGUCCGGCGCCCGCGGGGCCGGGGGAUGGCUCACAUCUGCGGCCCAGCCUGUAGAACUGACCGGGCAUGUUCACCUCGCAGAUUUAUGCCAGCGCCAGCCAGCCUGGAAAGGCAGGGAGGAUGGUACGCGCAUUUCUCAGAUGAGGAAGGUAGAGGUAGAGGCGGCCUGACCGGUGGAUCACACAGCAUGGACUCGGGACAUCCAAUCGUAGUCCCACCCUUCUCUGGCUGUAUGACCUGGGGUGAGUCACAGCCUCUCUGUACCUCCGAUGUCUCGUUUGUACAAUGGGGAAGAACCAUAAUAGUACCUACCUCGUAUGUUCCUCAAGGGGAUGACAUUAGUUAACUGCGGUAGAUGUUCAGAAUAGCGCCUGGCACGCCUGGCAUCACGCAAGACUCCUCUGUGCUGGCGCCAAAAUCGAGCAGUUGGCUACAGCUGGCUGGGAGACCCGCUGCUCCCACCUGCGCCAUCCGCGCGCCUGUGCUGCUCCCUCUCUGCUACCCCAGAAGCAGGACUGGGUCGUCCUAGAUGUCCGCUCAGGGAAGCGUCCUCCUGCCCUGAUCUAGAUUGCGCUACGUGACACAGGUGGUUUGCAUGCGUGGCACAGCGAGGGACUCGCGGAGCCCUGGAAACCGAGCCCCCAGCCCCAAGGACAACACCGCAGACCCAACGGUCAUUGCCUUUUAGGGGAGGUUUGAGCAGGGCCAGCAGGUGGCGCCCUCACCUCAGAAAUCCUUGGGCUCCAGGUCCGAGUAGGGGAUCCUUUGCUGAGCAAAAACACCAGAGCUGACAGUGGGAGCCGCGCCUGUUGGGGGUACGUGCACGGAGGGGCAUCAACGAUGCGCAGAUGAUGGGAUGGUAACACAAAAACGUUCAAGGCUUCGCACUGUUCAGGAGGCUCGCUAUUUGUCAUUUUUUUUUGUUUUAUUUAUAAUAGAUUUAUUGUAAUAGAUUAUUAUUAAAUAGGUUUAUUAUAAUA